AUGGAUGAAUAUGAUUAUCUCUUCAAAGUGGUCUUAAUUGGUGAUUCUGGCGUUGGAAAAUCAAACUUGUUAAGCCGUUUUACGAGGAAUGAGUUUAAUUUAGAAUCAAAAUCAACUAUUGGCGUUGAAUUUGCUACAAGAAGUAUACAAGUAGACGGGAAAACAAUCAAGGCACAAAUAUGGGAUACUGCUGGUCAAGAGCGUUACAGGGCAAUUACAUCGGCAUAUUAUAGAGGUGCUGUAGGUGCGUUGUUAGUUUAUGAUAUUUCUAAACAAACUACGUUCGAAAAUAUUCAACGUUGGCUCAAAGAACUCCGGGAUCACGCUGAUUCAAAUAUUGUCAUCAUGUUGGUAGGAAACAAGAGCGAUUUAAGGCAUUUGCGUGCAGUAUCUACUGAAGAUGGUAAAAAUUUUUCAACUACUAAUGGUCUUUCUUUUAUUGAAACAUCGGCACUUGAUUCAACCAACGUAGAUUGUGCUUUUCAGGAUAUUUUAAAAAGUGUAUAUCAAUCAAUAUCAAUGAGAACACUUGAUUCAUCUGAAACUGUGGCGCGACCUACUGAUGGACAAACCAUCGUUGUUACACAGUCACAACAUGAACAAGGCAAAAUGUCCUCAAAGUGCUGUACAUAA
This is a messenger RNA of Pneumocystis jirovecii RU7, 633 nucleotides long. RefSeq lists its product as uncharacterized. Gene Ontology annotation, molecular function: GTP binding; GTPase activity. Gene Ontology annotation, cellular component: recycling endosome. Gene Ontology annotation, biological process: exocytosis. Bases 1 to 633 code for a protein of 210 amino acids. The record is from RefSeq and is a predicted model, not a curated record. The transcript is spliced from 7 exons. NCBI's taxonomy places the organism in Eukaryota, Fungi, Ascomycota, Pneumocystomycetes, Pneumocystales, Pneumocystaceae.